This is a messenger RNA of Miscanthus lutarioriparius, 489 nucleotides long. Lineage: Eukaryota; Viridiplantae; Streptophyta; Magnoliopsida; Poales; Poaceae. The record is from the annotation of a GenBank genome assembly.
AUGAGGUCCGCCCUCCUCUCACUAUGUUUCCACCUAGCCCUAGCUAUUACACUGGCCGCAAGUGUUCUUGAUCUUGCUCAUAGUAGGCAACCAGAUCCAAAUCCAGAACCAGAGCCAACACCACAGCCGGACCCAGAGCCAGAACCCAAGCCAUUGCCGCAGCCUGAACCCUUACCCACACCACAACCAGAACCAACACCACAACCAGACCCAGAGCCAGAACCCAAGCCAUUGCCACAGCCUGAACCCUUACCCACACCACAACCUCUUCCAAAUCCACAACCAGAACCAACACCACAACCAGACCGAAAGCCAAAGCCAAAGCCUGAACCUAUACCCACUCCACAACCACUUCCAAAUCCUGAACCUGAACCUGAACCAACACCACAGCCUGAUCCACCAAACCCUGCAUCACAGCCUCAACCAAAACCAGAGCCUGAUCUUGAGGCAACACCUAAGCCUACACGGGGACCUAAACCUCAACCAUAA